CAUUACGGCCGUUUUCGACCAUACACCGGGUCCCCCGUUUGUUCCUCGAAUAUCGACGAUUCGAUCGGCAGCAGCAUUGCGAUCGAUCGGGUAAGCCGCGUGCGGGGAAACACGUCGGGGAAUCAUUACCAAGUCGAGCGAUUGAGUAAUUCAACCGGUCGUUCGAUAGUCUCAUCGACAGCAAUAAACUUUGCAUUGGUAUUGACGUGGGAGUGGGAAACCUGAAGAAGCAUCAUCGGGGCAUUUAACGACGAGCGAGGUUUCUCGUAAAUGACCUCUCGUCGCGAUCAUCUAUCCCUUUUAAUGGUAACCGUCGAUCGCGGCGAUGGCAAUUGAAAUCGCGGCUCGCUUUCUCGCGAGGAUCAUCCGAUCGGGAGCAAUUAAAGCGACGGCGGUUGCGGAAAAGUGGGUCGACCGCAGGACAACAAACCGAUAGCCCUCUUGUAUUGUUCAGGAGGCCACGUGGUGGUGACUACCGCGAGAUGCCAGUGCGUCGACGGUGGCUAUCGAUCCCGUAAGUUUCCAUUCGGUGGCGACCUCCCUGCGUGCGCACCACUUUCAUCUCGGUUAUUUACCAAGUGCCCUUAGUCCGAGUCAGGAGAAUCCUGGGGAACGUGUAAAUGGUGAGAAGCAGGACGACGGGCUGGUAAUCCGAAAUCAAAACGGGGGACGAACAGGGGGAACGUAGACAGAGAGCAAGAAAGGGUGGCACGUAGAGGGUGUACUCCUCGGGGCGGCUUCGAAGGGCAGAGUCCGUGGAGAACGUGGAGAGAAACUAAAGAGAGAGAGAGAGAGAGAGAGAGAGAGAGAGAGAGAAAGAGAGAGAUAGAGACGGAGGGUACCAAGACAACCGGCCAGCGAUCAGCGCACGGUGUUAACAGUGUGGUUUGUCCUGGUUGCGAGGAAGGUAGCAGAGGAUAGACGACAGUUUACCAAGUCCAGCGAGCGAAGAAAGGCCAAGUAACGUAACUCCAAUGUAUUACGGUCCCCCUAUUGUGAACGAAGCCACUGAAAUAUGUCGUUACCACGAGAAUGGAGCCUCCAGGAUUCGGUCGAGCGUGACCCUGUCGCCUGCGCGACAGCGUCGCAGGAGAUGGUCGUCACGAACGGCAUCGACGAGAAUAUGAAUCAACAGAAUCAGCUGGGCUCGCUGUUGUCCAUACACUCGGCGCCCGUGUUCGACCUGAGCACAGGCGUGCCGUCACCGAAGAGGCCGGCCUCCUUAUCGGUGCAGGCGACGGCCACCUCGACGCCGGUCGUACCGCCCCAUCUGCAGAGCCCGGAGACCAUCGAGGACGAGGACAACGACAACCUUCUGACGAUAUCGAGCCUGACCGCCAGACCGUUGAUCGCGAAGUCACGCGAGCUACGCUCGACCAGAUGUUCCGCCGCCAAGAAAAGGAAGAGGAACGAGGCCAGGAAGCCCAGGAACAUCACCUACGUUCCACUCGACGGUGGCUACGGAUGGGUGAUCGUGUUCGGGGCGUUCUUCGUCCAGUUCUGGGUAGCCGGACUGGUCAAAUCGUACGGGGUCCUCUACGUCGAGGUCAUGGAAACGUUCAAGGACUCCUCGGCCUCCGUCGCGUCCUGGAUACCGGCUAUUUUGUCUUGUCUCUGUCUAGCGCUUGCACCCGUGACGAGCAUGCUCUGCCAGAAGUACAGCUGUCGGGCGGUCGUCUUCGUCGGAGGAUUGUUCUGCGCUUUAGGACUAACUCUAAGUUACUUUGCCACGAGCUUGAUACACCUCUUUUUUACUUUUGGAGUUUUAACAGGUAUCGGUGGCGGUCUAUCGACGACGCCGGGCAUCAUCAUCGUCUCACAAUACUUCGAUAAGCACCGCGCCCUGGCGAACGGGAUCUGCGUUUCCGGCACUGCCGCUGGCAGCUUCGUGUUUCCGCUUCUGAUCGAGGUCCUCGUGGAGAGCUUCGGCUUCCAUGGGACGAUCCUGCUUCUGGGCGGUUGCAUGCUCCACGUGUGCGUGAGCGCGACCUUGUACCGGCCGCUUGAGAAUAAUUACGCUCCGGAAGCGCUGGACGUAAUUGUCGAGAAGUUCGAGAAAGUUGAAAGCGCACCGACCGCGAAAGAAUUGGAAGCGGCGAAGCAGCAGAAGCUGGACUUGAUAUUCGCGAACCACGACUCCACUACCAAACAUAAUUUGUUGAAUGAAUUGUUCCAUCAGAACGGCGUGGUGGCGGUCGAGCUGACCGACAGCGAGGAAGAGAAGGACGUAAUCGGCGAGUGUCUCAGGAUGAAGCCGAUCUCGAAGAUACGAAGCUCCAGUAUAUUGCACAGCGUCGAGGAUCUGUCGACCGACUCCACGUGUGUGUAUAAGGCCAGAUCGUCGUUGAGAUCAUUGCGAUCAUCGAUCACGGCGGUCUGUCAGCCUCCUCAGACCGAGCCGCAAGUUCUGCCCGAGAAGCCGAAAACCAUCAUGGAGAAGAUAAUGCAAUACAUUGAUUUAUCUCUAUUGAAAAAUCCGCAGUUCAUCAUGAUGUGUAUCUCGGUCAGCCUCAUGUCGACCGGAAGUCCGUACAUGCUGUACUAUCUUCCGGCGUAUGUUCACGCGGCUGGCUACACCAAGUCUGAAGCCGGAUAUCUGGUCGCCAUUUCCGCUGCCCUUGACUUGUGCGGAAGACUCGGACUUGGCUGGCUCUCAGACCUGCAUCUGUUCGACCGACGGAAAGGAUACAUCGGAAGUGUCGUGGGUGCUGGUGUAGCUGUGCUAGCGAUCCCGAUGGCCCACUCGUUCUAUGUGCUGGCAUGCUCAGUUGGCAUGUACGGACUGUGUUUGGGUUGUUGGUUUCUCUUAGUUCCCGUCCUUCUUGCUGACCAAUACGGCACCGACAAAAUAUCCUCAACCUACGGUCUCGUUAGGAUGUUCCAAAGCGUCGGAGCUAUUUCUAUUCCGCCUUUAGCAGGUUACCUGCGCGAUGUAACUGGAAGUUACAGCGUAUGUUUUCUCUGCAUGGGAACGUGCAUGGUCAUGGGAGGUCUACCAUUACUACUGGUUUUUAACGAAGUAUCGAAAUCAUCGAAGAUGACCGUUAACGCUGAUAACGGUGAUACGCAAGCAGAGGCGACUGUGAAAGAAUAAAGAUAUUUUGCAAGUGUGAUUUAAAAAACCAAAACAAAAAUACCAAAAAAACAAAACAAACGAAAACCGAACGAAUGUGUAAUAGAGAAUUAAUAAAAAAAAUCGCAACAUUUGUCGCUACAAUUAAUCCACUAUGAUGUAUUGCUUGGUUCAGUUGUAUUCGUACAAAAAAAAAAAACAAAAGAUAUAAUAUGAUAAAUACCUCGUUCGCGACAGAAAACGAAGAACUGCGGCAGGUUCUGCGAUGAAAGAAACAAUCUUAGUAGAAAAUACAUAUUUUUCAUACAAAAAGAAAAAAAAAGACAGAUGUAAUUUAAACACAGUGAUCUUUAAUAAAAGUUAUAUUCUUUUCA
Messenger RNA from Megalopta genalis, 3447 nucleotides. RefSeq names its product monocarboxylic acid transporter silnoon (gene Sln). Lineage: Eukaryota; Metazoa; Arthropoda; Insecta; Hymenoptera; Halictidae. Gene Ontology annotation, biological process: monocarboxylic acid transport; transmembrane transport. Gene Ontology annotation, molecular function: monocarboxylic acid transmembrane transporter activity. The record is from RefSeq and is a predicted model, not a curated record.